AGGAGAGUUAACUCAAAUAAAUCUAGCGCUGUUCAACCAAACUAAACCAUCGAUUCAUGGAGGAGUGCUGGUGCCGCUUUUUUUUCUGACACAUCAACUGGGAUAUGUACGCCACCGUUGACAUUUUGCGAUGUUUGAUAAAAGUAUGAGCAAUAUAGGCCUACAUGACAUGGUUGUCCUCCUAAUCUGGGCCCUCAACCCCAUGGUGGCAGCUCAGUCUGGCCUGAAGUUGACACGGACAGGAGGCAGCGUCAGAAACUUGACACAGCGGGACAUCUCAUGCCGGGAAAACCUGGAGUACCCACAUGACAAUAUCUGCUGUUUAAACUGCCUAGCUGGUACGUAUGUCAAAGCGUACUGCACACGUGCCUUGGAGAGAGGAACGUGUGAGGCCUGUGAGUUUGACACAUACACUGAACAUGGCAACGGCCUACGACAGUGCUUAAAGUGCACCACGUGUCACUCAGAUCAGGUGACUACGAAGGCAUGCACCAUCACUCAGGACAGAGAGUGCCAGUGUAAACCCGGGUCAUUCUGUGCCCCUGACCAAGCCUGUGAGGUGUGCAAAAAGUGCUUAAGAUGUGAAGAGAAUGAGGUGCGGCUGAAGAACUGCACUGCUACGUCCAACACUGUCUGUCAGACCAGACUGCCCGCACCCAGCACCAUCCCAGGUACAAGACCAGCAGGUGUUGGUGUGAUUGUGGUGGGAGUACUGGGUAUCACUGCUGCAAUUGCUGCUGUCUAUUUGAAGAGGCGAAAUUGCUGUAAAAGGAGAGAGUCCCAGAAUAAUCCCAGUGAGACGCUGAAGAUUGAGGUGGAUGAUCAAAACAACAGGUCAAUUGAGGAGAGGCAGAACAACCGGAGUGCUGUGCAGGAUGACACACGGCUCCGUCUUUUCCUGGAGCUGACCCAGGAGGUGGGCGCCAACGCCUCCUCAGCCGAUGAGGACAAUGGACUGGGCGACAGCCUCCACAACACCACCAACUCCUCCCAGUCCAGUUUGUCUGCACUACCCUCAUCCUCCCCGCUUUCCAGCCCUUCGGCCAAGAGGCUGCCAGGCGCUGUGGCUACGGAAGAUGUCCUUCUCAGAAAACUUGCUCCUUUGAAUGGUGACGAGUCCUUGAAGAAAAGUUUUGAACUUUUUGAAGAGCUGGAUGUUUACUACCAUAACAGAUUCUUCAGGCACAUCGGACUCUGUGACAACGCUAUAAAAAGCACUGCACACCAUCAUGAAGACCGAGUCUAUGAACUGUUAAACGUAUGGUUGGAAAUGGUGGGCAUGCAAGCCGACAUAAAUGACCUAAUCAAAGCCUUACUUUAUUUGGACCAAAAGUUAUCAGCAGAAAAUAUUAUUUCUAAAGCCAUUGAAAAUGGUUAUUAUGAAUAUGCAGAAACUUAAAUUGCGUUAGGAAAGUAUAAAGACCCCUUCCCCUUUUCCACAUUUUGUUACAUUACAGGCGUAUUAUAAAAUGGAUUAAAUAAAAAAUCUUCAUCAGUUAACAAACAAUCCUGUAAUGACAAAGCGAAAACAGGUUUUUAGACAUUUUUGCAGAUUACUUAUUUGUAUAAGUAUUCAGGCCCUUGCAAUUAAGCUCAGGUACAUUCUGUUUCCAUUGAU
This is a messenger RNA of Oncorhynchus gorbuscha (pink salmon), 1618 nucleotides long. Its product is annotated as tumor necrosis factor receptor superfamily member 10B-like. The transcript is spliced from 10 exons. The coding region runs from base 131 to 1399 and encodes 422 amino acids. Gene Ontology annotation, cellular component: cell surface; plasma membrane. Lineage: Eukaryota; Metazoa; Chordata; Actinopteri; Salmoniformes; Salmonidae. Gene Ontology annotation, molecular function: protein binding. The record is from RefSeq and is a predicted model, not a curated record. Gene Ontology annotation, biological process: TRAIL-activated apoptotic signaling pathway; positive regulation of apoptotic process.